This is a messenger RNA of Gastrolobium bilobum, 693 nucleotides long. RefSeq names its product alpha carbonic anhydrase 7-like. The record is from RefSeq and is a predicted model, not a curated record. Bases 1 to 693 code for a protein of 230 amino acids. NCBI's taxonomy places the organism in Eukaryota, Viridiplantae, Streptophyta, Magnoliopsida, Fabales, Fabaceae. Gene Ontology annotation, molecular function: carbonate dehydratase activity; zinc ion binding. The transcript has 5 exons.
AUGCAGCGACAGAGCCACACUUUGAUUGCAAUUUUGCUAAUAUCAAUAACCAUCCUAUUUCAUUCCACAUUAACCAGAGCAUUUGAUGAUCCUGGGUACCUGUACAAUGAAAGGAGUAAAAAGGGGCCCGAACACUGGGGUGAUCUCAAAAAAGAAUGGGCAACCUGUAAAAAUGGGGACAUGCAAUCUCCUAUUGAUUUGUCCAGUAACAGAGUUACAGUGAUACCCAAGUUAGGGGAGCUAAAGAGGUGCUAUAAGCCUCAAAAUGCUAAUGUCUUGAACAGGGGUCAUGAUAUUGCGGUCAACUGGGAAGGGGAUGCAGGCUCAAUUGACAUCAAUGGAACACGAUUCUUCCUCCAACAAUGCCAUUGGCACUGGCCUUCCGAACAUACCAUCAAUGGCCGCAGGUAUGACUUGGAGAUGCACAUGCUUCAUGUUAGUCCUCAGCCAAAUGGAGAAAACAAGACUGCUGUUGUUGGUCUUUUGUACAAGUAUGGUUCGCCCGAUCCAUUUCUCCAUAAGUUGGGAAAAUACAUAAUGGACGUUCCUGAUGAGGAAGAAGAGAAAAGCAUAGGGGUGAUUGAUCCCAAAGAAAUCAAGUUGGGUGGCAAGAUGUAUUACAGAUACAUGGGUUCACUCACAACACCUCCUUGCACUGAAGGGAUCAUUUGGACCAUUAAUAAGAAGGUAUAG